Messenger RNA from Lizanozyma spartinae, 3312 nucleotides. It is a transcript of the gene MET10, whose product is annotated as sulfite reductase subunit alpha. Gene Ontology annotation, molecular function: flavin adenine dinucleotide binding; FMN binding; sulfite reductase (NADPH) activity. NCBI's taxonomy places the organism in Eukaryota, Fungi, Ascomycota, Pichiomycetes, Serinales, Debaryomycetaceae. The record is from RefSeq and is a predicted model, not a curated record. The transcript is spliced from 2 exons. Bases 1 to 3312 code for a protein of 1103 amino acids. Gene Ontology annotation, cellular component: cytosol.
AUGUCACUGAUGACUUCCUCUAGUAUUAAGCUGGCUGACGUGAGCGCUAUCAAGGGCGGUGAUAUCGUCAAGCAAAACCCCUUUGGUACAGUUACGGAUCCUUAUGAGAUCCGUGAUACUGCUUACGUUUCCGGUAACACUAUUAUCAACCAGUCUAUCUAUUCCGUGGCCUCUAAGAUCUUUGGCUAUGAGACUGUUGGUGCUGAGAGUUUAGUUGAUGGACAUUUACAAUUAUGGGCUGGCGAGUAUCGUAAGCAAAACUCCUUUGGAGUUGUUCCCUUAGUCCAUAAGUUUGAUACCAGAUCUGGUGCUUCAAACGCAAUCUUGGGUUACUUUUCAAGAAAUGGAACUAAUGGCCAACCAGUUUCUGUUGUUACUGGAUCUCAAACUUUGAACUAUAUGCGUCCAAUUUUGUCUAAUUCUUCAAGUGCAGCUGCUACUUUGCCUUUGGCUUUUAAUGUUUCAAGUAUUGAUUACGAUUCCAAGAAGGACUUGUUCCAUUCAAACUACUCUGUUCCUUUAGCCACGGCUCGUGCUUUGUCUUAUCCUGUGAUCACCCCUGUUUCUUCGUCUAAUGGGUUGGAAUUACAACAUUUAACUUUGUUGAACCAUUACUUGGCUGCUUCCACUGGAUCUCCUUCAGUCUUCCUCUUUGAUGGUCCUAACUCUGCAAAGAGCUACACCAAAUUUUCAAACUUGUUAUCUGUUGAAGAGUUGGGUCGCUUGUACGUCGAUUUGUUGGCUACUUCAAAGCCUGUUGCAUCUCAACAAGCUGCUAUUGAUGCUGCUCUCAAAAGCUUGAAACAAUUAACUGGUGUUUCAUACGCUCCAUUCGAAUACUUUGGUGCCGAAAACCCCUCUACUGUAUUUGUUGUUCAUGGCUCUCAUGAAUCUACUCAGUUGAAGAAUGUUGUCUCUAAGUUGAGCUCAGUAGGUUUGAUUUCAAUUAGAAUCCCAUUACCAUUCAACCAAGCCAAAUUUGUCGAAACCAUUCCUGCCUCUACUAAAAGAUUGAUCGUUUUAAGCCCUGCUGACUCCACUCAAUUGAAAGCAGAUAUCACCGCUUCCAUUUUCCUUUCUGGUGUCAAUGGUCAAAUCUCCGUUGAAUCAUUCAAUUAUGGUACAGAUUUCCAAUGGUCCCCAAUUGCUAUUACCAAAAUCUUUGAGUCAUUCGUUGACUCUUUGAACCCUGAACUGGUUUUAGAUUAUGAUUCUUUGAGUAGUUCUUUAUCCAAUGGCACUGUUGUCACUGCCAAUACUUCUCCUUCUGGUGCUUAUUUGAUCUGGGGCAAAGAUUAUGGUUCAUUCGUGUCCGUUGCUGAUAAGUUGGCCUUGUCAUUAUCUUUGGAUGAUUCUAAGACUAUCUUUGUUCGUAACAAGUUUGACAACAGUGUCAAUGGUGGUUCAUUUCAAUCUACUAUUGUUUCAGCUCCAAAGAACACUUUGUACGCCAGUGAAAUCGACUCUGCAAACGUUGUCUUGGUAGAGGAUCCUUCUAUCUUAACUUCGUAUGAUAUUUUAGCAACUGCAAAGCCAGGUUCUACGGUCGUUUUGGUCAACAAUAAGCCAAUCAAGGCUUCCAUUGAGGAAGACUUUGUUGUCAAAUUACCUUUAGAAUUCAAGCGAACUUUGGCCAAGAACCAAAACAUCUUGCAAGUUGUUGAUCUUUCUAUUAUCGAAGAAUUAGAAAAAGUCAGUGACUCCACUAAGGGAUUUUCUGCUGACUUUUUGUUGCAAUUGGCAUUCUGGAGAGCCGCAUUGCCUGAAUUGAAUGGUUAUAUUGUCAACAAGUUAUUACAAGCCAAUGGUAACGGCUUUGAAUUGUUGGCCACUGUCUUGGACAACUUUAUCAAGACUGUUGACGAAUUAAAGGGUAUUAAAUUGGUUGAAGUUGAUCCUCGAUGGGUUGACUUAGAAGAAACAAAGCUUGAAAAGAAGGAAGGUGAAGAACAAGAAGAAGAAGAAGAAGUAGAAGUAAUUGAAUUGCCAUACUUUGCUAAAGAAACUGCCUUUACUCCUAACCCUCGUAAUAACGGAGAAGUUUCUGAAGACUAUGUUCAAUCUGGUUAUGUUGAUUUGGCUACCAGAAUCACCUUCCCCGAAGCAUUCAAUGUUAAACAAGAAUUGAGACCUGAUUUACCCGUGAAGAACUUUGUUGUCAAGGUUCAAGAGAACAAGAGAUUGACACCAUCUGAAUAUUCCAGAAACAUUUUCCACAUUGAGUUUGAUAUUACUGGAACCGGCUUGAAGUACGAAAUUGGUGAAGCUUUGGGUAUUCACGGUAGAAAUAGCUCUUCUGCCGUUGAACUGUUCUUGAAGUUCUACAAUGUUGAUGGUGAUUCAUUGGUUGAAGUUGCCAACAAGGAUGAUACCUCCGUGUUGGAAAUUAAGUCUGCUAGACAAGCCUUGGCUGACUCCGUUGACUUUUUAGGUAAGCCACCAAAGAGAUUCUAUGAAGCGUUGGCUGAAUUUGCUGAAGAUGAAAAGGAAAAGGCUUCAAUUUCCAGAUUGGCAAGUGCCGAAGGAGCUGAAGACUUAAAGAAGAUACAAGAAGUUGAAUGUUCCACUUAUGUUGACAUUUUAAAGGAAUUCCCUAGUGCUAGACCAACUUUUGCUGAGUUAAUUAAGAUCAUUGCGCCUUUGAAGAGAAGAGAAUAUUCUAUUGCUUCAUCACAAAAGAUGCAUCCUAAUGCUGUUCACUUGUUGAUUGUUGUUGUUGAUUGGGUUGAUCCCAAGGGCCGUUUAAGAUAUGGGCAUUGUUCCAAGUACUUGAGUGACUUGAACAUUGGUGAUGAAUUGGUUGUAAGUGUUAAGCCUUCUGUGAUGAAGUUACCACCAUUGUCGACUCAACCUAUCAUUAUGUCUGGUUUAGGUACUGGAUUGGCACCAUUCAAGGCCUUUUUGGAAGAGAAGAUUUGGCAAAAGGAACAAGGUAUGGCUCUUGGAGAAAUCUACUUGUUCUUGGGUUCUAGACACAAGAAGGAAGAAUAUCUUUAUGGUGAACUUUGGGAAGCUUGGAAGGAUGCGGGUGUUUUAACUCAUAUUGGUGCGGCCUUCUCUAGAGAUCAACCUGAGAAGAUUUAUAUUCAAGACCGUAUCAGACAAGCUAUUGAACCAUUGACAGAUGCUAUGGUCAUUGAGAAUGGUUCUUUCUACUUGUGUGGUCCUACAUGGCCUGUACCUGAUAUCACUGCCUGUUUGGAAGACAUUGUUGUCAAUGGAGCCCUGAAACAAGGUGUUGAAGUUAAGGAUGCAGCCAAGGUUGUUGAAGAUAUGAAGGAAGAUGGUCGUUACAUUUUAGAAGUGUAUUAG